This is a messenger RNA of Paraphaeosphaeria sporulosa, 1152 nucleotides long. RefSeq lists its product as uncharacterized. The transcript has a single exon. Gene Ontology annotation, molecular function: RNA binding. Lineage: Eukaryota; Fungi; Ascomycota; Dothideomycetes; Pleosporales; Didymosphaeriaceae. The record is from RefSeq and is a predicted model, not a curated record. Gene Ontology annotation, cellular component: nucleolus. Gene Ontology annotation, biological process: small-subunit processome assembly; endonucleolytic cleavage in ITS1 to separate SSU-rRNA from 5.8S rRNA and LSU-rRNA from tricistronic rRNA transcript (SSU-rRNA, 5.8S rRNA, LSU-rRNA); endonucleolytic cleavage in 5'-ETS of tricistronic rRNA transcript (SSU-rRNA, 5.8S rRNA, LSU-rRNA). Bases 108 to 1103 code for a protein of 331 amino acids.
GCAGCAGUGCCAGAGCAUACACGAAGCACGGGCUCGGAAGCAGAGAAAUUACGAAGACACACCAGAAGCCUAGUACGCAACACAUAACAUCCCUGGAUUCGGCCACCAUGGCGACGCGCAAACGCAACGAAUGGCUCGACGCCGACGAGAGCGACGAAGAAGAGCGCGACUACGAGUCAGAAGACGAGAGCAGAUCGCGCAUGCUCAAGUCCACAAAGCGCCGAAAAAUCGAAUAUGAAUCCGACUCUGAGGACGCCGCCGACGAGCCAGACGCCGACGACCGGGACGACCCCAAAGACGAGGACGAUGCGCACGACGAACCCACCUUCGACUCCCCCGCCGCCGAACUCGCGCACCUCGAAAAGCUCGCCGCAACUCUCCCCAAAGACCUGAAGCUUCCAUCCACCCAGCUUGGCACGCCCUUACCCCUACCUUCGAAGCCAAAAAAAGACAAAUCCGGCGUCAUCUACCUCUCCCGCAUCCCGCCCUUCAUGAAGCCCACCGUCCUCCGCUCCCUGCUCACCCCCUACGGCGCCGUCGGCCGUGUCUUCAUGACGCCCGAGCCCGCCGCCUCGCGCACGCAGCGCCUGCGCACGGGCGGGACGCGCCGCAAGCUGUUUCUCGACGGGUGGGUCGAAUUCCUGUCGAAAAAAGACGCCAAGUUCGUCGCGGAGAACCUCAACGCGCAGACCAUGGGCGGAAAGAAGCGCGGGCGCUGGCACGACGAGGUCUGGAAUGUCAAGUACCUCAGUGGCGUCAAGUGGGCGCAUUUGGUGGAGCAGAUUCAGAAUGAGAAUGCAGAGAGGACGGCGAGGUUGCGGGUCGAAAUUGCCAAGGGGAAGAAGGAGAAUGAGAGGUUUUUGGAGAAUGUGGAGAGGGGGAAGAUGUUGGGCGGGAUGGAGGCGAAGAGGAAGGCGAAGGGAGAGGAGGAGCCCGUGUUUGAGAGGGAGGAAGCAGAUGCUGUGGGCGAGACCGAGGGGCAGCAGAGUGGGAGGAAGAAGGAGAGGAGGAGCAAGUUUUCGCAGAGGGAGAUGCGGACGAAGGCGGAUAAGAAGCCCGAGCCGGGACAAGACGUGCAGAGGGUGCUGGGGUCGAUUUUUUAGUCGUGACAUUUUAUGUCGCCUCGCUCAAUACCAUUUCAUGAUCGUAUGC